AUGACAAACCAUUUGAGAGAUUUAUAUCAUAUUGAUAGUGCUAUUCCAAAGCAAGCAACUACGAUAAACCUUUACAGCCGCAAUAUAUUGGUGGUUACUGUUCCAGACGAGGUUACAAUACAAAAUGAUCCCGCUCCUAGAGCCAAUUUUACUAUCACUGCUGUGGGCCCAGGAGAGACUGAAAUCAUCAUGAAUACUACUUCUCAAGAAAUUUCAAAUAUAUCUCACAAUUAUAUCAAGGUAGAAGUUAUUCGUUCUCAGACACUAUUGGUGAUUAAUGCAAUUAUUGGAUGGUUAUAUUUCCUUGCUUGGACAAUAUCAUUUUAUCCGCAAGUUCUAGAAAAUUGGCAAAGAAAAAGUGUCAUUGGAUUAAAUUUCGAUCUAGUGGCUUUAAAUCUGAUCGGAUUUUCUGCUUAUGCCGCAUUUAAUAUUAACUUAUUUUGGGUAGAUGAAAUCAAGAAAGAAUAUAAAGCCUUGCACCCUUAUGAAAUAAUUCCUGUAAAAGGCAAUGAUGUAUUCUUUGGUAUUCAUUCCGUUAUUCUGACAAUCUUCUUGAUUCUCCAAUGUAUACGCUAUGAGCGUGGUAAUCAAAAAGUUUCUAGGACCGGCACUAUUUUGGUAUCUGGGUCAACCAUAUUCAUUUUCGUAUCACUGAUACUAGCCAUAGUGGGCAAGAUAUCGUGGCUAAAUUUCUUCUAUUAUUUAUCCUACGUAAAGUUAGGAGUUAAUGUAGUAAAAAACGUGCCACAGGUGUAUUUAAACUAUAAGCGUCAAAGUACCGAAGGAUGGAGUAUAACUGGCGUCUUAUUAGACGUUGUCGGAGGUGUUUUUAGCGUAUUGCAAAUGAUCUUAAUUGCAUAUAAUCAUGAUGACUGGGGAUCAAUGCUUGGAAAUCCGACCAAAUUUGGGCUAGGUGUAUUAUCCAUUGCUUUUGAUGUUAUAUUUAUUAUUCAACAUUAUAUAUUGUAUAAAAGAGAUAAAACCUACGUCACCUUGAUAAAUUCUUAA
Molecule: messenger RNA, 1008 nt
Organism: Trichoplax adhaerens
Lineage: Eukaryota; Metazoa; Placozoa; Uniplacotomia; Trichoplacea; Trichoplacidae
Exons: 9
Coding region: 1-1008 (335 amino acids)
Biological process (GO): L-cystine transport
Cellular component (GO): vacuolar membrane
Molecular function (GO): L-cystine transmembrane transporter activity
Source: RefSeq, a predicted model, not a curated record